AUGGCUGUCUUCCUGGAUUUGCCCGCCGAACUUGUCGACAAUGUACUAUUGCAGGCAAUUAUAUGCCGUGGCGUGAAAAGGGGUCUACGACUACGCCUCGUCUGUAAGCUUUUCUCGGAUGCCGUGAAACCCGCGCUUUUCAAAUCCAAGUUAUUGGACGGAUUCAAUGCCCCGGUGGUGAACAGGCACUGGCACCUGAAACCCGAGUCCUAUGGUUGGCGGCUUUGGCAUUCAUAUCUCACAUACAGAGUAAAGAAUGAGACGGAUCCGGCGGUUGGCCGUCUGGCUGAGAUACAUAGCAUUGCCGUCAUUGUCCACGAAGAAUGCAGGUCUGGAAUGGAGCUCGAUUUCAUCAUCGGUGGCCUUUGUGGGCUAGUGCUGGAGCAUGGGAGAAUGAAAACCGGCUUCCACGAGGGUUGGGCGUAUGCUCGGCCGAAGGAGAGGCAAGGCCAUGGCCUCGACUUGCUUUCGGCAGCUGCUUACUUUAACAUGGUGCCUCUAGCGGAGCGCCUGCUGGCUAAAGAUAUUGAUGCAGCCGCGAGCAAUGAGCUGCUCCCGUCGCCAGCCAGGCUUGCGGCCUCAGCGGGGAACGAACACAUGCUCGAAAUACUCCAGAGGCACGCAGAACCAGUGGUGCUGUCCGAGAUCACGUACUUUCCCGAUGCUACAGAUUGGAGACAGUGUAUCGGGGAAGAAUCAAUCCAGGGAGCUGCAGCCUGUGGCGACAUUGGGAUGCUGAGUCUUGCGAUGCGCCCUUACCACUCAGUGAGUGACAAUCCCGAGGAACUUGUCACACAGUGCGGCCGGAUCGAGUUGGCUGUCCGGAGUGCCCGGUGGAACGCCGGAAACCCGCAAGUAUUCGAUCUCCUAGAGAGCUGGCUUCGGGACUCUGAGCUGGCGAGACACGGUCAUAGCAUGACAAGGUAUGCUUUGGCAAGGUAUGCCGAGUUUGGUAGGCUGGAUAUGGUCCGCCAUCUAAUCGACAAGGGUGUUGAUAUCAACGGGGGAUACAACUGGGAAGGCCGCAUCAUGAACCCGCUGUCUAACGCAUGCCGCAGGUGCCAUGAAGACAUCGUCGAUUUUCUCGUAGAGCACGGUGCUAUACUGGACAGCGAUACGGACAGAGACAAUUCCCUCCCGGCCGCAGCGGCUGCGGGGAGCUUGGCUCUUGUCCAGAAGUUGAUCGAUCACGGGACCCCCCUUAACAAUACCACAGCAUUGCAAGCCGUCUGCAACGCCGUUAACGUCGAGAACGAAGGCAUUGUUCGCCUUCUACUCCAGAAGGCGGACUUUCCCUCGGACGAUUACUGGCACUGGAUAAAGGGGCCCGACAUUGACAAGGCGAGGAAGGAGGGCCUGGACUCAAUGGCGGAGAUAUUACAAAACUGGGUGGAUAAGAAUCCGCCGGCCAACUAG
Molecule: messenger RNA, 1416 nt
Organism: Neoarthrinium moseri
Lineage: Eukaryota; Fungi; Ascomycota; Sordariomycetes; Amphisphaeriales; Apiosporaceae
Exons: 2
Coding region: 1-1416 (471 amino acids)
Molecular function (GO): protein binding
Source: RefSeq, a predicted model, not a curated record